AUGGUUUUUGAAUCACUAGUUGCUGAUUUACUCAAUCGAUUUCUAGGAGACUUUGUUGAUAAUCUUGAUGGAAAGCAACUCAAUAUAGGAAUCUGGGGAGGUGAUGUGAAACUAGAAAACUUGGAAAUCAAAGAAAGUGCACUAGAUGACUUUGACCUCCCUAUCAAAUUAAAGUUUGGAUAUCUACAGUCUUUAGUGUUGAAAAUUCCUUGGAAAAAUUUGUACACUGAGCCAGUAAUAGCUACUGUCGAUGGUUUGGACAUUAUUGCUGUUCCAAACAAGGGAGUUGUAUACAAUGAGGAAAAAAUCAAGAAGAAUUUAGCUGAUAUCAAGCAAAAAACAUUAGCUAGAUUGGAAGAAGCUCGUAAGAACAGAAGGAAACCUACCGAUCCCCAAGCGGAUACUUUUGCUGAAAAGAUGGUCACUCAAAUCAUCAAGAAUUUACAGAUUUCCGUCAGCAACAUUCAUAUUCGGUAUGAAGACAAGUACACAAACAGACAUAGACCCUUCUCCGUAGGUAUUACGUUGGAGAGUUUGAACUUUAAGACUACCGAUGAAAACUGGGUUUCUACUAUCCACAAAGAAGCUGUGAAAGUUAUCCACAAAUUGGUUUCUUUACAAAAUCUGUCAGUGUACUUGAACUCUGACGAUGUAAUGUUUUCUGAUAAAACCGAUAAGCAUGCUAUUCGUCAUCUACUGCAUUCUUCUAUUCAUCGUGGGGAAAAGAAACCUGAUGGUUUCAAAUAUAUUCUCGAACCUAUCACUAUUGAAGCUAAGCUAAAGUUGAAUCAGAAGCCUGAGACAGAUGGAACAAACUGGAGUACUCCUAAGAUUGAUAUUUCGGUUGAUAUGCAAAAACUUGCUUUAGCCAUAGGAAAACUACAAUAUCAAGAUAUCUUGUUGUUUUUGGAAGCUCAAGAACGAUUCAAUUUGGCUGGACAAUAUCUUAAAUACCGUCCCAAUCUGAACGAAUACAGAGGACAUUACGUGGAAUGGUGGAAGUUCGCUUAUAACUCUAUAUUGGAAGAGAAAGUAAGAAGAAGAAGAAGCAAUUGGUCAUGGAAACGUAUGAAAGAUCAUAGGAAUUUAGUCCGUGAUUACAGAGCGGCUUGGUUAGCACAUCAGACUGAGAAAAAUAUUUCGAGUGAUCAGAAGGACACUAUAUCGAAAGCAGAAAGCGUUCUGGAUGUUUUCAAUGUAAACAUAGCUCGCCAACAAGCGGAAUUGGAGAUUGAUAGACUUGGUUUGAGAAGGUUAGAAGACCAACCUCAAGGAUGGGUUGCUUGGGGCAAGAGUUGGUUCGGAGGAAACAAUGGAGAAAACUCAGGCUCUUCUCACAAGCAAAAAGACAUUGUUUCGAAGUUCCAAGAAGCCAUGACAGAAGAAGAGAAAUCAAAACUGUUUGAAGCUAUUGAUUACCAAGAAAACAUUCCGCCGACCAACUAUCCCAAAGAAUUCGUUGAGAACAAGUUCGAUUUCAACCUCGGACAGGUAGCAAUAGCAGUUGAAGGAGCUGUUGCUCUUCAAUUAUUGCACAUCAAAGCUGCUGUACAACAAAGACCCAGUGCCAAAGCCAUGAAUGUGUUAUCCACCAUACAAGAACUCAGAAUGGAUGGAUGUGGCGCUGAAAUGCUGCGCGUUCGUGAUUCAUCUAGAGCUUGGCUUUUCCUGGAGUUCGACACAUAUCCUCUUUCCGGAGAAUAUGAUCAAAGAGUCGAAUUAUCCAUCGCACCUAUUGAUUUGAAGUAUCAUGCUCCUUCUGUUAACAAUGCCAUCGAGGUUUUCAAACCUCCAGAUUCUGUUAAGUUGAAUCAAUUGACGGCUCUGGCAAUGUCUAGAUAUGAAGAGGUUAAAGCGAGAUCUGUAACAGGACUUGCUCAUGCCGUUGAAAAUCGUUCUAAAUUAGUGCUGGACAUUAAUAUCGAGCCAGCAACUCUUUUAAUUUCGGAGGGUGGAAUAUAUGAUGCUCGUAAGCCUACCAUCGUUGCAGAUCUUGGAUUGUUAACCAUAAAAACCAUGGAUAGUUUUGAUGAAAAUAUGUCGUUCACCAACAAGUUGGACUCAUUGAGAGAACAAGCUUAUGAUAAGUUCCAUGUCAAGUUGAGCAAUGUAGUGGUUUCUCUUGGAGAUAACUAUGAAUCAGCAAAAGCUUCCGUGCAUCAAGCUGAAAGUCCUUUACAUAUUCUAAAACCCACCGGUUUAGAUAUUCAAAUACAUAAAAGUUCUAUUGAUGAUCUGAGAUUGGCAAAACUUCGAGUAUUGGGAGAUCUGCCUGAUAUCGUUAUUGGAAUCUCUGAUGUCAGGCUCAUCAUGCUUUUAAAGUUGCUAAACUCCAUACCUAAACCUGAAGCAGAUCCUGAAGUAGACAUAAUCAAAGACUCUGCUCCUGUGCUGGAAAAAGCAAAGUUAAAAGACCGUGCGAAAAUGAAAACAAUAAUGGAGGUUGAAGAAGUUGAGUCUCUCCAUUCCGCACCCCAAGAAUCAGCGGCCGACAAAACCAUAACUAGCGAACAACAAGUACAAGUUGAAUUAGAUUUACAUCUGCGUCAGAUAGGACUUGUGUUGUUCAAAGGUGACAAUGUGCUCUGUGAUGUUUCAAUCUCUAGAAUGUCUUGUAAGCUUCAAAUGAGAACUUUCGAUAUGGUUGUUCUUGCUGAGCUCGGCGCUGUUGAAAUCGAGUCUCCUAUGUUCAAUUCGCUAGAUACUAAGAGGGAGCACCUGUUUUUGGUUGAUAAUAAGUCAGACUCGACUCUCAUGCAAUUGAAAUUUGUCCAAGCAAAUCCAGAAUCACCUUUCUUCGCGACUGAAUAUAACAGCACGGAGCAAUCCAUAGAGUUCAAAUUCAGUGAAUUGAAUGUCUCUCUACAUCAAGAAGCAUUGCUGGAGUUGAAGGAGUUCGGGGAGAAUAUCCAAACUCAAAUGGCAGAGUUGUCUCCUAAUAAAGACAUCAAAGAGAAUAAUAAAGAAGACGGAGUUGUUUCUAAAGUUGGACGUGCAGUUAGCUCAAGCUUGGUAUCUCUAUCUUCAAGCGUUAAAGAAGCUCAAACCGAUGCAGCUGCCUUAAGAAGAAAGGAACGAAAGGAAAGAGCCAUGGAGAAAGAGGAAUCAACCAACACCAAGUUGAGUUUGAAUGCCAAGGUUGGAAGUUUGGGUUUACUCUUGGGUUCAAAACGGAAUGGUUUGGAAACCAAACUGUCGAUACACAAUGUUCAUUCUGAUGUGAAGAUGACGUUGAAAGUUACAGAAGUUGUUGCCACUUUAGAAGCAAUAACUAUGGAAGAUUGUACCAAAGGAGCCUUGUAUAAAAAACUUCUUUCUGUUACUGGUGACCGAGAAAUGCUCCGGUUUGAGAUGGUACAGUAUCAGAGAACUGACAAGGAGAAAAAAAGUAUGGGUCCUAACGAUAUCGAUAUGAAAAUGAAGGUCCGAUUAGCGCAGUUAAAGUUCGUUUUCCUCAAUUUGUGGUUAUGUCGUCUAAUGAGCUGGCUUUCUCCUUUCCAAGAAGAAGCAGUCAAGGCAGCCGCCGCCGCACAGCAGAUUGCUUCGGAGAAAGCAGCAGAAGCUGCGCAAAAUGUGAAACAGAUGUUAGAACAAUCACCCCCUCGUAUUCAAAUGGAUGUUAAGCUUCAUGCUCCUGUUCUAGUACUUCCGCGACUAUCGAGCAGUACUGACGUAGUUGUUGCGAUUUUGGGAGAACUGACUGUCAAUAAUAAUAUUGGUGCUAGUGCUGACAAUAAGAAAGCUAUUAUGGAUAACAUGAUAGUGAAACUCACAAAUAUGGAGUUCAGUAUCGGAAGUAUGAACGAGAGUGCUACUGUGAUUCAAUCAACUUGUGAGAUAUUGAAACCUUUGACUUUCAACGUUACAAUCGCUCGCAAUCUCAUGUUUGCCGUAUCUAAAAACGUGCCUGAGAUCAAUGUUCGUGCUGAGAUUCCAGCUAUAGAAGUUGAUAUGUCAGAAGAAGAUUAUGCAACUCUUAUGCAUACUCUUAAUGGAAAUCUUAACGAAGGUAAAAAGGAAGCUGUUCUGACAAACGUCUCAGCUGCUCCGAGUGCUGCUCUUUCUAAAGAGAAAGAACCUGAAAAGAAGAAGAGCGUUUUCUCUAAGGAUAUUAACGAUAUUGCAAAUUUGAACGAUUUAGUCGAAAAAACCGAUUUCUCCAAAAUUGUUUUCGCGUUUGAUCUUAACCGUAUUGAUGCUGUUCUUUACACAGGAGGAGGAACACAUGGUGAGAAGAGGAAUACCGCUAAUGCGUUUGCCGCCGUCCGUUUACACGGAUUGAAGCUCAAUGGAAACAUACGAGAAGAUGAUGCGAUGGAAGUUCAUAUAAGCAUGAAUGCUUUCACACUGGGUGACGAGCGUAAAGAUAAAACAAAAAUACACAAAUUGAUGGAUAAAAAAAUCGGUCACGAAAAAGAUCAACUUCUCUCGAUGGAUUUCAAACAGUCUGCUGACCAAAACAAACUGAUUGACUUGAAAAUGUCGGCCUUCUUCUUAUGUUUGUGUCCCGAAUUUCUUGGAGCGAUUUCACGAUUCUUCUCAGUACCUCCAUCUGAGGAAGAAAUCGAAAGAGAUGAAAUGAAACUCAAGGCUUCAUCUGGUCCGAGCGGAUCGAAUACCGAAAAGACCCGAGAAGGAGACGCUGCCGCUGCUCCCAGUGGUACAAUUACUUUAAAUUGUGACAUGAAGGGAGUUGAAGUUAUAUUGGUUGAAAACUCUAUGGAGCCGGAAACCACCCAAGCGCUGAUCCUAUCAUUCAAUUUCAAAAUGGACGCUGAACCUAAAGGAGAAAUUCAAGAAAUGAAAGGAGGAGUUGAGAAGCUAGCAAUCUUCAGUUCUUACUAUGCCAUCCACAGAAGAUCAGAAAUUACUUAUGAGGUUUUAAAACCGAUAGAUAUUGGAAUCAAAGCUGUCUUGAACACCAGUACAAAAGGAUGUGAUGCCGAAUUGAGAAUGUCAGCAAUGGAAAUGAGGAUGUCUCCUUCUAUCAUCCGAAUGCUUUCUUCUGUGAAUGAAGAAUUUGCUAAGAGUAGUGCAGUUGCUGCUGUUGCAAGUAUAAGCGUUCCAAAGUUGAAAUCUUAUCCAAAUUAUUGGGGUACAAAUCGCAUCAUCCGCAAGAAUUUCUGGUUCUUCGAUAUUCCUGUAGCGGAAGAAGCAACGGAAGAGAUACUGGAAAGUGAACUUGAGCCGAACACGGACGAGAUCCUGGGACCUAUUGAGAAAGCAAAAGUUAUUUUUGAACGAAUCUCUUUCACUUUGGAGGCAGGAACGGGAACGAUCCCAGUUCCUUUAGUGUUCUUCGACUUAUUGAUCAAUGCUGAAGCGUGCAAUUGGUCUUCUGCGCUCAGAGCUUCAGCUGAUGUUUCUAUGCAGAUGUCUUAUUACAACGAAUCCUUCAGCGUCUGGGAGCCUGUAAUAGAACCUGUUGAAACAAGCUUGGGAGUGUUUGAUCGUUGGAGUGUGAAAACUGAAGUCAAAGGAAAAAAUAAAAUGGACCCAUUAGACACCUCUCCUGCCAUGGACAUUAAAAUCGAUGCUAAGGAAAUUUUGAAUGUCACUGUCACCAAAUCAUUCUUAUCCCUUCUCAAUAAGUUGACUGAGGAGUUUGCUCAAGCAGCAAAACAAUUGACGCCCCCCACUACACGGAUUCUUCCAGGAGAUUCCAAAGUUUUGCUAUUGAACCAAACUGGCCUGAAUGUAAAACUCAUAAAUACCAAUGAUUUAAAAAUCAGAGGUGCCGAGACCGAUCUUGUGGAGGCUAGCCACGGAGAGUUCGUGUUAUUGGAUGUUUUAAGUGGUACUGUUCCACAUCUGAACGAGAGCAGUUACCAUAAAAUGAUGGGCCUUGAAGAUCGAGAUGUUAGCCUUCAGUUGGAAGUAGAAGAUACUGUUCGUGAACUAAAAAUUGGUAGAGCUGAUAUAGUAGCAGUUCCACUUAACAAAUAUAGCGAAGCUCGUCAAAAAUGGACGAUUAUUUCGGAAACUACUUAUGAAACGGGACGUCGUCUAGUGACUCUGAAUUCUCAUGUGAAAGUUAUAAAUCAUCUUGCGGUUAACAUGGAAAUCUAUUCAACAAAAGAUGAUAACAUUUAUGAUUUAUUCGGGGAAGUUCCUCCUGGAACCUCUUAUCAUCUGCCAGUGCCUCUUUUGUACACACCAACUGGUCAAAUCUAUUUCAAACCUUCGGGCGAUAGUUCGGAAAUGUCCUUCGAAGGAGUGUCAUGGCAUGACUUCGCCGGUAUCACGAGCAUCCGAAAAUCAUUUAGGUGCAACUUGUCGGCUGACACGAGUCAAGGGUUCUAUUUCGAGUCAGUAAUAACUGCUGAGAAGGUUCAAGCAGGACCUGAUCUAUUCUUUGAAACGUAUACCAUCACUCUUUAUCCUCCACUGGAGUUCCAUAACUCUUUGCCCCAACCUAUUUCGAUCACUUCUCCUGUUCAAGAGAACUUACAACCAGGAGAUAGCUUGCAACUUAAUGUUAUUGCUGGUCAUCGUUUGAAGCUUUCGAUGAACUACCUGGAUGAAGUUUACUCUUUGGACUAUAAAAUACCAGAAGAAAAAACUGCUCUUGAAGUGGUCACUCUCAGAGCUGAGAAAGAUUCAGCCGAACUGCUUCUUGGUAUCAAUUGGUCACAUGAGCACGGGGAUUUGAAAGCUUAUUUAUAUGCUCCCUUCUGGCUGGUCAACAACACUUCUCUUUCUUUGGUUCAUAAGGAGAGUGGGCGAGGUUUUCUUCCCAGUGCCAGUGGAUGCGUUCCUUGUCGAAAGACUGUUCCUGACGAUGAGGCGGAUUCAUCUGUGACACACAAUCCAGAUGUCAACCCGUUGAUACUACCCUUCCCAUCUACUGAUCUGACCAAGAAGAAAAAGGCUUGUGUGAAAAUAUGUGGUCAAAGUAAAUGGUCGGACGAAUUUCCCCUUGACACCGUUGGUAACGCUAUGCACAUCAUAUGCAAAGGAGAUGAAAAAGAUUACGAACUUACCAUCGAUAUCAAACUGGCUCAGUCUGGUCUCACAAAAAUUGUAACUUUCGCACCAUUCUACCUUGUGUCUAAUUUGGGAAAAUUCCCAAUGGAAGUUCGAGAAGAGAAUCAAGACAAUUGGACAUCCAUCCCAGCCCAGAAAUGUGUAGGAAUAUGGCCAGUUGUCAGAUCUAUGAAGAAAUUAUUCGCUGCUCGCUUCGAAAGUCAGACAGAAGAGUCUUUAUUAUUCCCUAUUACUGAGAACAUCGAAACUCUUUGCGAAAUUAAUAAUGACAAUGUGGGAGUGAAUGUAUCUGUAGCUACUAGUGAAUCUUCCGUAGCCAUACAUUUGUCUCCUUUCACAAAUGGCAUGGCUCCUGUCUGCAUAAUGAACAAUCUGGAUACACCUUUGAAGUUUGGCCAGAAGAAUCACAAGAAAAGAAGUCUGGAGAAGAAUGAAAUGACUUACUUCACGUGGUCGAGUAUUAUUGAUACAAGACUUAUUGAAUUCGAGUGUGGUGUCGAUUGGAAAGGAGAAGAUGCUUUGGAAACCAACAAGUUCAUGCAAGUACAAUUAGAUUCGCAGAUUCGAAGAUUUGUGUACAUGACCAGUUUCCUCAUUGGAAGACAGCGAACUAUUUUGUUCACCACUGACCUAGAUAAAGCUAAGAACUCGGUCGGCUCUUGGGAAACUGAUACUCUUGACUUGACCGCUGAAAUCACGCUUCAUGGAAUCGGACUCAGCUUAGUUGACAACGUAGUCGGUAGAGAAAUUUUGUAUAUGGGAAUUUCGUCGUCCGACAUUCUCUGGGAAGAAGAAAACAAAAAAGGAAAAUACAAACCCCUGGCAGUGAAAUACAUGGAGAAGUUAGAAGAGAUGUAUCAAGCCAAUUUGCAGAACCCUGUGUCACAGUUCCAGCCUUGCGAGGAAUAUUCAGCCAACAUGAAAACAAUGAUUAUGAAGAAAAAGAAUGGAAAAGAGGUUAAAAUUCGAAGAGGCUUCGAGAAGGGAAUAUGGAUGAAUUACGGCAAGAGCUCGCAGAGAACAAGGCUUCAUUUCAAGAUGAACCACCUUCAAAUAGACAAUCAGAUGGACGGAUGUAUAUUCUCUCGGGUUUUGGCUGUCGUACCCCCUCCUAAAAGUGUGGUGGCUGACAAUGCUCCAAAACCAUUUGUGGAACUCUCUUUACUUCAACGCCAAGCGGACUUCUCCCUUGUUCCAGAAAUCGAUUACUGCCGAGUUUUAGUACAAGAGUUUGCCGUACAGGUUGAUCUUGGUUUAUUGAACGCCGUCAUCUCACUUUUUGAAAAUCAAGUGAAUAAAAAGCCUUAUGGAAAGGAAAUGUUCGAACAAGACUUAGCUUUAACGGCCGUUCGUUUGGAAGAUACUGCCAAAGAGUAUAAAGCUCAAAAACCAAAGAGUUUCUAUGAUGAUCUACAUAUUUCUCCAUUAAUGAUUCAUUUAUCAUUUUCUCAAGGAGGAAACUCGAAUGAAAACGAUGCUAUCGGAAUACAGUCAGAAUUUGUUAACUUAUUCAUCAAGAGUGUAGGUGUCUCUCUUACAGAGCUACAGGACGUUGUGUUCAAGCUUGGUUUCUUCGAGCGACGUUGUCAUUUCUAUAACCAAGAACAACUAAGUGCGGAAAUAACAUCUCAUUAUACGAAGCAGUUCAUGAAACAGUUGUAUGUACUUGUUCUUGGUUUGGAUAUUAUUGGCAAUCCUUUCGGACUUGUCAGAGAUUUAUCCGCAGGAGUAGAAGAUUUGUUCUAUCAACCUUUCCAAGGGCUUAUUCAAGGGCCAGAAGAAUUCUUCCAAGGUGUUGGCUUUGGAUUACAAUCCAUGUUCGGGCAUACUGUUGGUGGCGCAGCUGGAGCAGUCGGUAGAAUUGCAGGAACAGUUGGUAAGGGUGUUGCAGCCCUCACAUUUGAUUCUGAAUAUCAGCGAAAACGACAGGAGGAUAUAAAUCGAAAACCCCAAUCAUUCGGAGAAGGAAUGGCACGUGGUGUCAAAGGUUUAGGCAUGGGUGUAGUCAAUGGCUUGACCGGAGUUGUCACCAAACCAUAUGAAGGUGCCCGAACAGAAGGUGCAAAGGGGUUGUUCAAAGGAGUUGGAAAGGGUCUCAUCGGUGUAGUCACUAGACCUGUGUCCGGUGUUGUGGAUUUCGCCUCUAGUUCUAUGGAUGCAGUCCGAACUGUGGCUGGAUCUCACAAGGAAUCAGAUAUUCUUCGACCACCAAGAGUUAUAAAGUCCGAUCAUAUCGUUCGACCGUAUAGCAAGGCGGAGGCAACAGGUUUCAAAGUGUUCAAGGACACUGAUAGAGGAAUAUUGGCGGAAACUGAUGAGUACAUAGAUUGUGCGCAAAUCAACAAAGCAAUUUUAUUGGUGACAAAUAACCGAUUGGUGCUAUCGAAAAGAACAGAUGUAAUGGGUACAUGGGUUACGGAUUGGUCCUUAGAAUACAACAAAAUGCACGAGCCUCAAACUAAGACGGAUGAGAAGGAUCCACAAAAACUUAAAAUUAUUAUAACUUCGAAGGUGAAAAAGUCAGGUUUUCUUGGCCUUGGUAAAAGAGAUGACGAUGGUAAAGAAAUUACGGUUAAAGAUGGCAAAGUGGUUCUCGAAAAAAUUGUUGAAGCUUAUAGAGCUGCGCUUUGUUGA
Auanema sp. JU1783 is the source of this 9621-nucleotide messenger RNA. The record is from the annotation of a GenBank genome assembly. Lineage: Eukaryota; Metazoa; Nematoda; Chromadorea; Rhabditida; Rhabditidae.